CCGUGAGGCCCGACAGUGCACCGGGAUCGAGCGGGUCGGAGCGGCGGCAGCGGUGGGGACCUACGGGCUGGCGGACUGACGGGCAGACGGGCCAUGUCGCCCGGCACCUGCUAAACUGGAGCGCCCGAGGAUGUCUGCGCUGAGGAAGGCCCUCCCGGCGUCCGAGGCCCGGCCGUAGCGCUGCCUGGUUCCCCACGUCGCUGGUGGAUGCCCUCGGCCCGCACCUGCUCCGCCGCCAUGGGCACCGCUCAGGUUUUGCCUGGCAUUCUGCAGAAGCAUUGCUGUAUCUUACCCGACAGGAACACAGAGUCGCAGUGCACCCUCUGCGGGGAGCCGGAAGAGGAAGAGGGCGGGGACCUGGCCCAGUCGGGCAUCAGCUUUCCGGGGCCGGCAGAGGAGGACCUAGACCAGCAGUGCUCAUGGUCCCCGACUCUGCACUUCGAUGAGGAGAGGCGCUCGCCUGCGCCCAGGACUAUGAAAGGGCUACCCGGAAGUCGGAACCCGCCGCAGCUGUGCUCCGGCCACACGUGGGGCUUGGCGCCCCCCGAGGACUGCGAGCUCGGCCACGGCCACCUCCACCACGGGCAGGAGGGGCGGCAGCCCUACCUGCUCCGCCCGGCAGAGAGCUGCCCCGUGGACCACCACCGCUGCUCCCCCCGGGCCUCCGUCCACUCGGACUGCGUGGUGAUGCCCGUGGCUCUGGGCGACCACGUGUCCAGCAGCACCUUUCCCCGGAUGCACUACAGCUCCCACUACGACCCCCGGGACGACUGCGCUGCGUCCCACGCCAGCGCCAAGAUCAACCGGAUCCCGGCCAACCUCCUGGACCAGUUCGAGAAGCAGCUCCCGCUGCACCGGGACGGGUUCCACACGCUGCAGUACCAGCGGACGUCCGCGGGCGCCGAGCCGCGCGGCGAGAGCCCGGGGCGCAUCCGGCACCUCGUCCACUCCGUGCAGAAGCUCUUCACCAAGUCCCACUCUCUGGAGGGCUCGGCCAAGAGCAGCGUGAACGGGACCAAGGGGGACGGCCGGCCGGACGACCAGCACCACGGCCAGCACGCCAGGCACGGCAAGCGGAGCAAGAGCAGGGAGCGCAGGCUCAGGUCGGGGCUGAGCAGCCGGUGGGGCUCGGACGACAACCUGGACGGCGACGGCGCCUACCGGGCGCCCAGCGCCAUGGGCGGGCCGCACGUGGGCCCCCUCGCCCGCUGCUACCCCGACGCGCUCCCGGGCCCCUUCGGGGACCUGUCGCUGCGCACCUCCAAGAGCAACAGCGACGUCAAGUGCUCGGCCUGCGAGGGCGUGGCCAUGACGCCGGACACCAGGUACAUGAAGCGGAGCUCCUGGUCCACCCUGACGGUGAGCCAGGCCAAGGAGGCCUACCGCAAGAGCUCGCUGCACCUGGACAAGCCGCUGGUGCGCCCGGAGACCAAGCCGCCGCUGCGGCCCUGCCACUACCUGCAGGUGCCUCAGGACGAGUGGGGCGGGUGCCCCACGGGGGGCCGAGACGACGAGAUCCCCUGCCGGAGGAUGCGGAGCGGGAGCUACAUCAAAGCCAUGGGCGAUGAGGAGAGCGGGGAGUCGGACUCCAGCCCCAAGACGCCCCCCCCAGGGCCCCUGCUCCAGCCCCUCGGACAGAGGCCGCUGGGAGACCUCCAAACCCAGAGCUACCUGCCAGCGGCCAGCGACGGGCCAGCCGGCCACAGCCUGGACCCCUCUGCCAACUACAACUCCCCGAAGUUCCGCUCCCGGAACCAGAGCUACAUGAGAGCCGUUAGCACGCUCAGCCAGGCCAGCUGUGUGAGCCAGAUGAGUGAGGCGGAGCUCAAUGGGCAGUUCGAGUCCGUGUGCGAGUCCGUCUUCAGCGAAGUGGAGUCUCAGGCCAUGGACGCCCUCGACCUCCCUGGAUGCUUCCGGACGCGGAGUCACAGUUACCUCCGAGCCAUUCAGGCUGGUUACUCCCAAGAUGAUGAAUGUAUCCCCGUGAUGGCCUCCGACAUCGCCUCAACCGUCAGGCCCACCACAGCCAUCUCCUACACAAACUACAAAAAAACCCCGCCACCCGUCCCACCCCGCACCACCUCCAAGCCUCUGAUCUCGGUGACGGCGCAGAGCAGCACCGAGUCCACCCAGGACGCCUACCAGGACAGCCGUGCCCAGAGGAUGUCCCCGUGGCCCCAGGACGGCCGCAGCCUCUACGACUCCACGGACAGUCUGGACAGCACCAAGGCCAUGAGCCUCGCCCUGGAGUCGGCCGCGGCCCAGCGCCACGCCUCCGAGGGCCAGGGAGGCUCGGGGCGGACCAGCGACAAGGCCAUCUUGGCAUCCAAGGCCGAGGAGGUCCUCAAGAGCCGGCGCUCCUCCAUCGGGGUCCAGGACUCUGAAUUCCCAGAGCAUCAGUCCUACCCAAGGUCAGAUGUGGAAACAGCCACGGACUCUGACACGGAGAGCCGAGGUCUGCGGGAGUACCACUCCAUCGGCGUGCAGGUGGAGGACGAGAAACGACACGGACGUUUCAAGCGCUCCAACAGCGUGACGGCCGGCGUGCAGGCGGACCUGGAGCUGGAGGGCUUCCCGGGACACGUCGCCACGGAGGACAAAGGCCUGCAGUUCGGGUCCUCCUUCCAGAGGCACUCGGAGCCCAGCACCCCCACUCAGUACGGGGCGGUCCGGACCGUCCGGACCCAGGGGCUCUUCAGUUACCGGGAGGACUACAGGGCCCCGGUGGACGCGGCGAGCCUGCCCCCCGCCGACCCCUGGCUGGAGGCUUCCCUCGAGUCGGUGGACAGCGGCCGCAUGUCGCCGUGCCGCAGGGACGGCUCGUGGUUUCUGAAGCUGCUGCACACGGAGACGAAGCGGAUGGAGGGCUGGUGCAAGGAGAUGGAGCGGGAGGCCGAAGAAAACGACCUCUCGGAGGAAAUUCUCGGUAAAAUCAGGAGUGCUGUCGGGAGUGCCCAGCUUCUGAUGUCCCAGAAGUUCCAGCAGUUUUACUGGCUUUGCCAGCAGAACAUGGACCCGAGCGCCAUGCCCAGACCCACGUCGCAGGACCUGGCGGGCUACUGGGACAUGCUGCAGCUCUCGGUGCAGGACGUCAGCAUGAAGUUCGAUGAGCUGCACCAGCUGAAGCUCAGCGACUGGAAGGCGGUGGAGUCCCCGGAGAGAGAGGAAGAAAGAAAGGUCCCCCCUCCAAUACCAAAGAAGCCCCCCAAGGGGAAACUCCCCAUCACGAGAGAGAAGUCUCUGGACCUGCCGGACAGACAGCGCCAGGAGGCCCGGAGGCGGCUGGCGGCCGCCAAGAGGGCAGCGUCCUUCCGACAGAGCUCGGCCAGCGAGCGCGCCGACAGCAUCGAGAUCUACAUCCCCGAGGCCCAGACGCGGCUCUAGGGCCCCGCAACCCCCGCCCCGACCGCACCCCGCGCAGUGUCACCCACCUGUACUCUGUCUCCUUCCUCCGCCGCGUCCGCCCUGCUGUUGUGUUCUGUGCUGUCAACACACGGGAACGCUGUGCUGUCCGCGGCUGGCAAGCUCACGGCCAGGAGGACCUCCUGGGGACCAGAUGGCCGGCUCUGGCCAGCCGUGACGGGAGGCGUGGGGACACCUGACUCGCCCACUCUGUUCUCGGGGGGCACGGAGCACCUCUUGAGACGGAACGCGAUCGCACUUUGUUAUUUAUAUUUUUAUAAAUUGUGUGAUCACCCGAGGCAAGCCUAGCAAAUAACUGGCCGGGCGCGCCUCCCCGCCCCGCGAGGCUUUAGGGACCCCAGGAGGAAGGUGCUACAGCUUCAGCGCAGGAAGGAAGGACCCCCGCCCCGCUACCGGGGCCCCGUGCCCCGCCCCAGCCACGCCGUCACUGAGGUUCCUGGCAAGGAAGUCGCCUCUCCAGCCACCAAGCUCCGCCGUGUGGUCUCCAGACGCCCGGGGGUGGAAGGCCGCCCCCCGCAGGCCCCAGCGCAGAUCUCCACAGGCCGAGGGCAGCGGACGCGCGCUCGCCCCGGGAGGGGCGGACGGAAGCAGCGAGUCUGACAAGCCUGGCUCUUCGGUGGCAGGAGUCCAAAGGGAAGGACACUGUCCUUGCUCGGAUGAAACAGCGUUUUAUUUUUUAUUCCUUUGUAACUCGCAGUGUCACACACGGUUCUGUUUUUAAGUUUCACCCUCUAUGCGUCUCGUGAUUUUUUUGACAGCUGUGUACAUACUCUCCAGCGCUCUCUCAGUUAACU
Camelus dromedarius (Arabian camel) is the source of this 4217-nucleotide messenger RNA. It is a transcript of the gene DLGAP2, whose product is annotated as DLG associated protein 2. Gene Ontology annotation, cellular component: postsynaptic specialization; glutamatergic synapse. The transcript has 16 exons. Gene Ontology annotation, molecular function: molecular adaptor activity. Lineage: Eukaryota; Metazoa; Chordata; Mammalia; Artiodactyla; Camelidae. Bases 208 to 3384 code for a protein of 1058 amino acids. Gene Ontology annotation, biological process: signaling. The record is from RefSeq and is a predicted model, not a curated record.